AUGGCCCCCGUGGAUGUUUUCUCUCUGAGCCAUCAAGGCCCCGUGACGUGCCAUGCGUUCAAUGGCGACCGUUCCCAGGUCGCCGUUAGCCUGAACAACAACGAAGUGCGCAUCUACGCCCGCGCCGGCAACGACUGGAACCACAUCGAAACGUUGACGGAGCACGACAAACCCAUUACAUCUAUCGACUGGGCCCCGAACUCCAACCGGAUCGUCACCUCCGCGCAAGACAGGAAUGCGUACGUAUGGACGCUGACCCCCGAUCCUCAAACUGGCCAUAUGACCUGGAAGCCGACGCUUGUGCUGUUGCGCAUUAACCGUGCCGCGACGUAUGUUCGCUGGAGUCCCAACGAGGAUAAGUUCGCUGUGGCUAGUGGUGCUCGUGCGAUCGCCAUCUGCUCCUUCGAUCCAGAGGGCGAUUGGUGGGUCUCCCGCCUGCUCAAGAAGCCCAUCAGGUCGACCGUGUUGUCGGUCGACUGGCACCCCAACAAUGUCCUCCUUGCUGCCGGUAGUGCGGACAUGAAGGCGCGCGUUUUCUCCGCGUACAUAAGGACUGACAGGCCGUCAGCCUCUGUCUGGGGAGAGAAGCUCCCUUUCAACACCAUCUGUGGAGAGUAUGCUAGUCCCUCGGGCGGAUGGGUCCACGAUGUUGCCUUCUCGCCAUCUGGUGAUGUGCUUGCUUUUGUCAGCCAUGACAGCACCGUGAACAUCGUGUACCCCGGCGGCCCCACUGUAUUCACGAUCAAGAUGUCCAGCCUUCCCCUCGCUACGCUGACGUGGACCACAGAGGAGUCCAUCGUCGCCGCCGGGCACGACUGUCAGCCGCUCGUCUUCGCGGGCAACACCACCGGCUGGGAAGCCAUCGGGACCCUCGACGACCCGCAGGCGUCCAAGGCGCCUGGCGGCGGGCGUGGCGGGAUGGGCGCGUCCCCCGUGGGCCGCCUGAACAGCGCCGCGUUCAACACGUUCCGCAACGCCGCCGAGCGCGGCAUCUCGAACGUGCCCGGCUCGCCCACUGCGGGCGGCGCGGGCGAGUCCGAGCUCUUCACGGUCCACCAGAACACGAUCACGAGCGUGCGGCCAUACGCGGGCGAGCGGGGUGCGGUGAGCCAGGUGAGCACCUCCGGCGUUGACGGCAAGCUCGUCGUCUGGGAUGCGAACGCGGUUACUCCCAUCUCCGCCGCGGGGCUCACGGGGAAGCUGGGCAAGAUGUCGAUGCGAUGA
Molecule: messenger RNA, 1224 nt
Organism: Epithele typhae
Lineage: Eukaryota; Fungi; Basidiomycota; Agaricomycetes; Polyporales; Epitheliaceae
Product: actin-like protein ARPC3
Exons: 6
Coding region: 1-1224 (407 amino acids)
Biological process (GO): Arp2/3 complex-mediated actin nucleation
Cellular component (GO): Arp2/3 protein complex; actin cytoskeleton
Molecular function (GO): actin filament binding
Source: RefSeq, a predicted model, not a curated record